Fusarium vanettenii 77-13-4 is the source of this 1983-nucleotide messenger RNA. RefSeq lists its product as uncharacterized. Gene Ontology annotation, cellular component: nucleus. The transcript is spliced from 2 exons. Gene Ontology annotation, molecular function: zinc ion binding; DNA-binding transcription factor activity, RNA polymerase II-specific; transcription cis-regulatory region binding. The coding region runs from base 1 to 1983 and encodes 660 amino acids. Gene Ontology annotation, biological process: positive regulation of transcription by RNA polymerase II. NCBI's taxonomy places the organism in Eukaryota, Fungi, Ascomycota, Sordariomycetes, Hypocreales, Nectriaceae. The record is from RefSeq and is a predicted model, not a curated record.
AUGGCUGUAACUCAGUCUUCCAAGGCCAAGCCGGCCUCAAAAGCCAGCAAUGGCAAGCCCAGAACAAAGACGCAGAUGCAUCGCCGUUCAAGAACAGGCUGCUACACAUGCAGACUGCGACGCAAGAAGUGCGACGAGGGCUCGCCCAUGUGCACCGCCUGCAAGCACCUGGGUUUGCAGUGCGAGUAUAAGCGACCCAUGUGGUGGAGCAACAAUGAUAUGCGACGCAAGCACAAGGACGACAUCAAGAUGAUCAUUAAGCGCAAGAAGCUUUCUGAAAAGUCGUCGCACAACAUGCAAAACUCGGUCUCCAGCUCACCUCCAGGCCUCACCCGAUCUCUGCCCACGUCCUCCUCCUUCACUGACACCCUCGACCGCACAAGGUCGGCCUCGAUUGACUCGCACUUUUCCACUGCCUUCAACUUCAACAGCCCUCCCAGUGGCAACGAGUAUGGCUUUGGUGCUCCCAUGCACCCCGAGCUCAUGUUCGGCAGCUACUCACCCUAUGAGAUCGACGUCAAGACUGAGCGCCAGAUGUUUGUCAACGAUGUGCCCACUCUUCGCGAGUCGCACAUCUCCACCUUUAGCACAUUUCAGACUCCUCCUCCCGCCGGCACAGUUCUGCCUCCAGGCCCUCUCGAUAGUGAGUGGACUGAGCAGAUCCGCAAGGAGUCGCUCUCUGAGGAGACGUUGAACUGCAACUUCUUCGACUUCUCACAUGGCCCCUCGGCCGAGACCAGACAGGUCCAGAUUGAGCUUGAGGAGAAUGACCAGCGCCUGCUGGAUCACUUCAUCCAGUUUGUUCUGCCAACAAUCUUUCCCAUCCUCGAGUCGAAUCAACAUGGCUCGGUCGGCUCUGACCUGAUUCUCCCCGCCCUUCAAUCCAACAGCGCCUAUUUGCACUGCUGCCUCAGCGUCGCCGCCCAGCACCGCAAGUCACACGCCAAUGUCGCCGGCGAGGACAUUGACGGUGAUAUUAUGCGCCACCGCUACGCUACCAUCUGGGCCCUCUGUGAGGCUCUGAAGAAGGAUGAGAACCACCAGCAAAUCCUUGAAGCCACCCUUGGCCUCAUCUUCUUCCAGUCCGUGGUCGGUCGAUAUGACGAUGGCCUGCUCGACAUCCCCUGGCACCAACACUUCCAGGCCGCCAUCAGCCUUGUGCAGAAGCUCGACCUCCCCGGCAUCGUUGCCGACCCCACUCGGGCCUCGAUGCAGACUCCCUUCAACAUGUCACUCACCUCUUGGAUUGACAUCCUUGGCGCCACCAUGAAGGGACGAUCACCAACCUUUGCCCAUACCUACCGUGAGAAGCACCUUUCUCAGGUCAACCCCAGUCUUGGCCUGCGAGAACUCAUGGGCUGCGACGAUCGGGUCAUGUACCUCAUCUCAGAGAUUGCCUGCCUCGAGUCCCUCAAGAAGGACGGCAUGGAUGACUUUACUCUCUGCCAACACGUCUCAGCUCUUGGUGAGCAGAUCAGCUUGACUGAGAUGGGCGAUGCAGGCCCCAAGAUGCCCUUCAAUGCCAAUGGCAGCCUUUCACCUAAGCAGCUGUCCAAGAACAUGACAAUGGCUUUCCGCAUUGCUGCGCGCAUCUUCCUUUGCAGCCUGGUCCCCGGCUUCAACCCCAAUCAGCCCUCUCCCAUGGGCCUGGUUGAGAAGCUGACCUCGGUGCUUCAGCACAUCCCCUCUGGCCCCAACGGGUUUGACCGCAACCUUGCCUGGGUCUACCUGAUUGGCGGCUCCAUCAGCGUCCCUGGCAGCACAUUCCGGGCCUUCUUUGAGGACCGGCUUGCUCAGCUGGGUGACCUGGCCAAGUUUGGGUCGAUGGGUCGCGUGGCGACUCUUCUGCACGAGGUCUGGCUGCAGAAUGAUAACCUCUCGGGUGCUAGCUCACCCGGGUCUUCGGCGUCUGAGAUGACCCAACCGCACAUCCACUGGCGGGAUGUCAUGGAGAUGAAGGGAUGGGACUUCUUGUUGAUCUGA